Molecule: messenger RNA, 420 nt
Organism: Lactuca sativa (garden lettuce)
Lineage: Eukaryota; Viridiplantae; Streptophyta; Magnoliopsida; Asterales; Asteraceae
Source: RefSeq, a predicted model, not a curated record
AUGAAAGCCAAAAAGAUAAACUGGAAGAUCGGCCGUGGUGAAAUUGAAACGGGAAGUGGAUUAAACCAAGAGCUUUCUCUUACUAGAGCCAGAGAUACACGUUGGAAUUCUCAUUUCAAAACUCUAUCGCGUUUGGUUGAGUUUGUUGACCGUUUUAGUGAAGUAACUUCCGAAUUGCUUAUUUGUAUGACGGGUUUGAAUCUACAUGAUUCAUUUUGUGACUUUGACCCAUCAAAGUUACGGAAGUUGAUCGAUUUCUAUCCACAUCAUUUUAGCUAUAAAGAUAGGAUGAAUAUUCUACAUGAACUUUCAGUUUACCCUUCUCAUAUGCAACAAGAUGGAAGAUUUGCUACUUUGAAGAGUAUAUCCGACCUUGCUAAAGUGAUGGUGGAAACUGAUACACAUCUUUCCUUCCAUUGA